AGAAGAAAAUGCCAGAAGUUAAAGAAGUCACAAAGAAAGGCAGAGGAGAGAGGAGAAUACGGAAAUUGGACGAGGAAAUCCGCGAGGGAAUGUCGAGAGUGUCUCUUGGUAUUUGCAAUCGGGGAGAGAGUACGGAGGAAGUAAGACUAAGGAGGAGUUGAAGAAUCUGUCGAUACCCUGUACAUGUAACGCGUUUCAUGCAACGAUGAGAACGGUGCUGGUCGGGUUAUGGCUUUCUUGAGUUUGAGCCUGAGGCCUGCUGUACCGCUGCUGUGUAGCUUGCCUCCUUUUCUUCGAAUUUCGACGGCUUCUGCUGUGGCAUUCCCUUCGAGAAAAUCGACUGUAGCGAAAACUUUCACAAAAUUCUUUUGCUCCUCCCUAGUUCCUGCGAACAGAAUUAGCGUGCUCGGAGACUUGCCCAGAGUCCUCGCCGUUGCCCAAUUGAGCACGGAGGUUACGCAAGCGAGCUUCCAGCAGUCUCGCCCAACCACCAUGGCACAUGUGGUACGGGACAGAGUGCAGCUCACAGAUUUGGAAGAGCGAAUCUUCAAUAUCUUGACUGCCGUCUUGGAAAAAUUUGACUUGAAAACUCAGCUUCGUGUGGCUGGAGGUUGGGUUCGUGACAAGCUCCUUGGGAAAGAUUCUACUGAUAUUGACAUCGCACUCGAUGACAUGCUUGGACGGGAGUUUUGUGAGAAAGUAAAUGAGUACCUUGCGUCCCUCGGGGAGGAGACGCACAGUGUUGGUGUAAUAAUGAGCAACCCAGACCAGUCCAAACACCUGGAAACGGCCAACAUGCGAAUCUUGGGAAUGUCAAUUGAUUUUGUGAAUCUACGUGCUGAGACUUAUGCUGACAACAGCCGCAUCCCUCAAAUGGAGUUUGGUACACCCGAGCAAGAUGCCCUCAGGCGUGAUUUGACUAUCAAUAGUCUUUUCUACAAUAUCAAUACAAGGGAAGUGGAGGACUUUACAACGAGAGGCAUACGAGAUCUGAAAGCGGGGGUUAUCAGCACUCCAUUACCUCCAGAAUCAACAUUUUUGGAUGAUCCUCUACGCGUGUGUCGCGCAAUCCGUUUUGGUGCUCGGUUUCAAUUUGAGUUAGAUGAAGAGUUGAAGAAAGCAGCCGCCAGUGAAGCAGUGAGAAACGCUUUGAACAAUAAAGUCAGCAGGGAACGAGUCGGACACGAGGUUGAGCUUAUGUUGGGUGGUAACAAACCCGAACAAGCAAUGGAGUACAUUGAAGAUCUAAAUCUUUUCUCCACUGUAUUUCGUAUCGAUGCAAAUUCGAAACCCGACCCGUCGAUUCCGGAGAAUUAUGGAAGGUUGUGCGUCGAUACAUUACGAGCUGCUACCAAAGUGUUACAAAAGUACAAGAGUUCCGAUCAGCUGAAUAAAGCUCAAAGGCAAAUAUGCUUACUUGGAGCCUUGUUCCUGCCCCUUCGAUCAUGUACCUGUUCGGAGAAGAAAAAGAAGAUUCCAGUGUCAACUCACAUUAUUAUGAAGUCACUGGUGCUCAAAAACAAGGAUGCUGCCGGGGUAGAAAUUCUUUUUAAUUUUGCUAAGGAGUUCAAACUGGUGAGCGAAAAGAUUCUCCAAGCUGAGUCAGACGAUUCAGCAGAUACGAAGGAGUCUAUAUACAGAGAAGAUCCCGAUUUAGCAGCGAUUUCCAAGCACAGAGUGGAGCUAGGUCUGCUUUUGAGAAAGAACAAGGAGCUGUGGCGUUGUACCUUAUUGCUGUCAUCUAUCAUGGAGCUUCCUUCAGUUACUUCGCAAGCGCACUCAGCAAUGGUUGCAUUGUCUGUAGACAAUGAGAGGUGGAUUGAGGAGAAAGUAAAGAUGUGCAAUCUGGUGGAAGACACUGUUAACAAACUGGGACUCACGAAAAUUUGGGAAGAAAAGCUAGUGCUAGAUGGCGAUGCAAUCAAAGAAGCACUGAAUCUGUCCCCAGGAAAGCAAGUUCAGGAAUGGAAGGAUAAAGUGUUGUUGUGGCAGCUCGCACACCCUAAAGGCACAACAGAGGAGUGCCUCGGGUGGCUUCAUGAAGAAAAUGUAAAACGACUGAAAGUUUGAUGUACUCUUACCUGGCGAAGCUGGCGUUACCACGCUUCGAAGUUGGAGGAUUUAUUUCAGUUGUCUUAGCGAGCUAAGUACCUAAUCAGAACCAUACAUGGAGAGGAGGAAGCGGCAAGGGCAUCGGAUUGCCAGACUAAGGCUAGCUUGGGAAUAGAGACGGGCAGAUUCCCGUAUUGGUUGACCAGAGUUUAGGAACUUCUACCCGAUAGUUGUUGCAGGGCCGUAUUUGUAUAUGAACUACACAAAUUGCUCCUGUUAGGAUGUCCUUGCUUAGCGACAGUCGUGUGGUCCGGAUAUGUGAACUCGUUCGAGCUUUUAGUCGUUGUCGAUAAAAUGAGAUGAAGAAGAAACUAAUACAAGAUUUAUGUCUCGAUUCUUCGCCCGGGGGGUUCAGAAAAAAAGUGAAACAAGUACUCAGGAACUGUACUACGGUUGUAUCACGAGGGGAACAAGACAUCCAAAAUUGACACAGUAACCAUACUACGCCCAUCACUGACAAAGAAAGAGCAUGUUUAAGUUGUGUUUCUGAAAAGCAGCCUCAUGCGGGACCUCAAAGUUACAAAUUCGGACUUUGUUGGAUGGAUCUGUGAAAGGUUUGUAGAGAAGUGGUUUGGUAGGUAUUGCUAUUGAAGUACAGUACCUAGCAGUUCUCCUCCAACGGUGAGAGAGCUAAAGCCCUCUCCUUUUCGUCGACCUUCAAAAUCCGAAAGAUUUUCCAUCACCGAAAUGC
Molecule: messenger RNA, 2803 nt
Organism: Marchantia polymorpha subsp. ruderalis
Lineage: Eukaryota; Viridiplantae; Streptophyta; Marchantiopsida; Marchantiales; Marchantiaceae
Source: the annotation of a GenBank genome assembly